Cercopithifilaria johnstoni is the source of this 420-nucleotide messenger RNA. The record is from the annotation of a GenBank genome assembly. Lineage: Eukaryota; Metazoa; Nematoda; Chromadorea; Rhabditida; Onchocercidae.
AUGUUAUUACCGUCAUGGAGAGCCUUUGGCCAGGACAGGCAUGACAGUGCGAAAAUGAGGAGGAGAGGAAGAUUUGUCGGUAAAGGACGGAAAGAAGCAGGUCGACAGGACUCGAGUAUAAGUAUCAUCCGGCGACUUCAGAAGGAGGGGUGUAUGCGACGCGUUCCAUUCCGUCCUCCGAGACAUACCGGAGGAGGCUCCGGAGAAAUCAAUAACGGACAUACUUGGCAGUGGCAACCACAACGUCCACAUGUCAUCCGCAUCAACUCCUCGCAGAUACGACCACUGCCUCUACUCGCCCUGCCCACUAUCGAUCACCCUCUUCCCCACUCACAUGCAGCUUCUCACAACUGCCUGACAUCAGUAGGUGUAGUUGCUGGAAGAUAUUGGCUGAGGGGAACUAGCCGUAUGGAUUUUUGA